CCCUGCUCUCUACAGAGCCACAUGACGAUGUGGAAGAUCUUGUUGGUCUUCUUUCUCUCAGAGAGGUUCAUCCUCUCCACAUGCGACCAGCAUCAGUAUCACUUUGUCAGUGGAUCUUUCACCUGGAGCGAAGCUCAGGCCUACUGCAGACAGAAACACACAGACCUGGCCACCAUCCAGAGUUUCACAGAAGUGAAGCGAGUUUUGGAUACGCUUUCAUCUGCUAAUCACACAUCGGAGGUCUGGAUCGGUUUGUACAGUGAGAUGGACUGGAGGUGGUCUGAUGGUUUCACAGGGAGCGGGGCUGAAUACAGGGACUGGGAAACCUCUGACUAUGAACCAGAUUUUUAUUAUGCCAACCAGUUCUGUGUGUUGAUUGCUAACAAUGGCAAAUAUUGGGAUGAUUCCUGCAGCAUCUCGUACCCAUUUAUCUGCUACAACGGCACACAGGAGAAUCCUGAAUAUGUUCUGGUCAAUGAACCCAGAUCCUGGUCCGAUGCUCAGAAGUACUGCAGGCAGAACUUCAGAGACCUGGCUACCAUCAGGAACCACACAGAAAACCAGAGAGCUCAAAGUUUGCUUCCUAGUCCGGCCUUUGUAUGGAUUGGUCUGUUUAGAGAUCCAAACUUUCACUGGUCUGAUGGGAGCAGAUUUGUCUACAGAAACUGGGCAGAAGUUUUCAACAUAAUAGGCUCCAACAGAAUCAUUUGUGGAGUCACAUGGAGUCCAGGGCAAUGGAGGUUUCGCUCAUGUGAAACAAAAAGGUCAUUUGUUUGCCACAGCCUCCCAGGCAAGUGUUUAAAUGGUAUUCACUUAUUGAUGUGCAUGUAG
This is a messenger RNA of Xiphophorus hellerii (green swordtail), 831 nucleotides long. Its product is annotated as macrophage mannose receptor 1-like. NCBI's taxonomy places the organism in Eukaryota, Metazoa, Chordata, Actinopteri, Cyprinodontiformes, Poeciliidae. The coding region runs from base 22 to 831 and encodes 269 amino acids. The record is from RefSeq and is a predicted model, not a curated record. The transcript has 3 exons.